CAUGGCGGCAACUUGACAACGGCAGCGAGCUGAGGAUGGUGAGGGCUUGAAAAAGAAAAGAGGUCUGUCACAGGCUGUAGGCCCAUCCGCCGACACAGAGACAUACAGCUUCGCCAUGUUGGAAGAGGAUAGCGCCUUUGUCCCUGCACGACCGAGGCCGGGGGAAACGUAAACGCGUCGGCAAGUGUUUCUAAAAACGGAGUCGAGGCUACGCAGAGGAGCGGAGCGGCGCGGCGCGGCGAAGAGCUCAGGGCGGACGGGAGGACAGCGGCUUCACCGGUCAGCCAUGGAGGAUGCGGCCCGUGGUCGCCAGCGAUUGAUUUCCCAACCGACCCACGCUCCUUUUAAUGGGAAUUACCGCUGAUAGCAAAGGCAAGCCGGGACAACCCACCGCCCGACACUUGAGGGGAGGAAAACGCGAAGCGGACCCGACGUCAAUGACUGUUGCGGCAGUGGAGCCCCCACGGUGGAGUCGGCCGGUUCCCAAAAUAUGACCAGGGGUGCUGGGACGUGUUGGCAGCAAGAAGAUGACGACGGCUUCCAAAUCUGGUUAGAGCCCCCCCGAGACAACCAAAAGCCAUUCACCGACUCAGAGAGGGCACAGAGAUGGCGACUGUCCUUGGCAUCUCUCUUGUUCUUAACCAUCCUCCUCUCUGAUCACCUGUGGUUCUGCGCCGAGGCCACACUGGCCCGGACCCGGGACAAGUUCGCAUCCCCCCACCCUUUGUCACCUCAGACAUACUCAGCACACAGCAGCCUCAGAGGAAACCCAGAUGAUAUUUUUAUAGGAAACUCUACCAAACAUUUGUGGCGGCUCGAAACUUGCCACCAGGAUAGUUUAUCUAACGACUGCUUUACUUUCUUGGAUGCCGACGAGUUGUGCAGGGGCCUUUCCGACAAAGAGGGGACGCGGGCUGUAAAUAUGAGCAAUUUGUACCUUUCCUUUUGUAACUCCUACUCUCUGCUGGAUUUGUUUUACGGCUCGACGAGUCCGGACAAUUUGAACUGCAGCCUCGACGUGCUCGGCGACGGCGACGCGAACCGCUGCAGCCUGUGCGUCCAGGCGUACCAGCGCUACGACCAGCACGCCCAGGAGAAAUACGAGGACUUUGAGCUCCUCACUCAGAAAUAUGAGCCGGGGACAUAUUCGGUGAGGACGUGUAUGGAGCAGUGCAAGGCUGCCUAUAAGCCCUGGCUGUGUGCUCAGUAUUUCCCCACCACCCAGCAGUCCUGCCAGAAGAAGGUGCCGUGUCACCAGUACUGCCUGGAGGUCCAGCAGAGCUGUCCGUUCAUCCUGCCCGAUAACGACGACCUAAUCCACGGCGGCAGCCCCAGCUUCAUCUGCACAGGGCUCCUGGGGGAUCAUCCAUCAGACGGCGAGGCGGAGUGCUGCGACGUCCGAUGGGACUCCAAAAUGGACAGUCCUUCAGGCGGCACGCUAAGAAGAACUGCUUCUUCCUGCCAGCCCGUGGGGGCUUCGGUCACCUCCGCCGCCACCCCGAGACUGUGCAGCGGGCGACUGAAGAUCUGCCUGCUGGCCCUUGUCCUCCUACACACUGUCAUUAUCAUUUCAGCCUCCCAUAAUUCUUCGUUGGUGGGCGUGGCUGCCAUUUUCUCGCCAGAGGAAAGUGCUUCUAAUGAGGAGUGAACCUUGGGGUUGAAUCAAGGCUGGAGCUUGCAAAGAGCAACGUUGCCGGGGGGGGGAGGAAGUUGAAGGCUUUUACAGUGUCAUGGCUGCCAGGGACAGCUGGCGAGAUGUGCUGGAAAUGCCUCCGCAAUCCUGCUGCCGAUGAACCACCGACCACAGGAAGUGGGAGGGUUUUAAUUGGAGCCGAGGGUGCUGGGAUUGGACAUCAACUGAAGAGAGAUGUUUGAGAACCACCACCCCUAAAAGAAUUGACCUCUUGCCACUUGAAACCUGCUCAUUGUUUCUAUUCCAUCCAAAUGUUUUCUAGCAUAUCGUCCCUCCUCUCCUCCUCCCCCUCUCUCCACCCUCCUCCCUCUGUUUUCGAUGUGUGUGUACGGAUAGCAUGAACGUCGAUGAGUCGUGCGCUCUCAUUCGUUACUUUUAGAAUUUUGCUGCACUUUCUUUCAGGUGCCAGAAUGUUUUGACAUAUCAACUGUUUCCCGCUUCCUACUCGCCAUCACCUUAGAGGGAUCUUUACUACCUUGUAUGUGAUGUUGCUCAAGGGCCUGCCAGGACCAGCUCAUCCAUCACUCGUGGGUCUUGUUUUCCAGAAAACAAAAAUGUAUGUGAUUCUUCUGUAUUCUAAUGUUCCGCUUGUGUUUCUGUCAGACCGGACCUUUUCUCAGCCCCUUAUGACAGUACAUGCCUACAUAUUUUAGGACCUUAAGUGCUCUGAGACUGGCUCACUUUCUCCUCUGACUUGUUGGGUCCUUAAGCAAGUUAGGAGAGAUGAAGUGGUAAAACGGUAGUGACAGUUCGGCUCCCGAUCGCAUGCUGUUGCAGGAACAGGAUGCUCAGAUUAGUCACCGUGUAGCACUCCUGGACGGGAAGUGGUGUUCUCUGGUUUCUAAAGUGUUCAGUUUACCUCAUACAGUGGUAUUGGUGUUGCAGACUGGCAGCCCAGUGGCUUGUCUUAAUUCCUCAGCAAGUAUUUGGACUUGCAGGGACACUAGAGGACAGUCGCAUGAAGCCAAAACACCAGGGGCCUCAUUUAUCAACCACACAUAAGCUAUUUCCUGCACACAGCAUCAAAUUAUCAAUUACACUUGACUUUGCAUACAAACAAAACAAAACCUUGGUGAUCACCUCUUCCACAAUCCUCUCCAGGGUCAUGUAAUGUUAUUUUCCUUCAAGUGGAAAUACUUUAUUAAGCUUAGCUUAUGGUCACUGCAUUGAUUGUUGCGCAUCGUCAGCUGUGACAUCACCACAGCCCUGUAACCAUUUAUACUGGCGCUGGAGGCAUGCCAGAAUCACUGUGGUCUUCUCCUGAACAAUAGAUGCCGCCCCUUAAAAGAAAAACUCAUCAUAUUAGCAGCAGGAGUAAAAGAGGAAUCGAAAGGAUUGCAGUUCUCUCUUUUUUUUAAAUUUUUCCCAGAAAGUCUCAUCUCUUUCAGCCGUAGCAGCAUCUCCCUUUUUGGAAUCUGAGAAUCUCGGAGCGGCUCUGCUGAUUUCUCAGUGAAACAGCUGUAAAAAGCGACCCACUCAUACACGCCAUGCACAGCAGGUUACAAAAAUCAAGAGAUGCACGACAAUCCGAAACGAAACACCAAAGUGCAGCGUACGCCGGCAGGUUUGAUGUCACUUUUACUGCGCGCGGUUGUUUUUGAGGGCAAUGGCAGAAAAACAAAAAUGGGCUCCGGGUCUCGGCCGCUGGGGGAAGAAAAGAUAUUCUAACAGGAAUCCAGAAAAAUCUUUUUCUCCAGAGCGUAGGAUUUGGGUUACUUGUCAUCAACCUGUGGCCCAAAAAUUUCAUUGUUUUAUCGCAAUAUUAGCUGAACAUUUAUUUAUUUAUUUAAAAAAAAAAGGUAGAAAUAAUGAUGUCAGAUGUCGUUCACUUCAUCAGACGGCUGCAGCUCCUAAUCAGUAAACCUGACCUGAAAUUAUGGAGAAUUUUAGAAAGUGGAAGUGUUAUAUUUAACUGCUAAAAGCAUUUAAACAGCAUAUUGCACUAUUAAUCAAGAGUAUCCUGAUAUUAAUCAACUCAGCACAUAAGAAAAAUUUCCACUUUCCGAGUUUCAAGUAAGAACCAAAUUUUUCUUGUUUUCCAACAGCAGAUGAAUCCUCGAAUGUUGUCUAGUAACUAAAAUGAAAACAUGUUUGCACAUUUAGCUUCUUAAAAAUGCUACGGAAAAUGCUAACGUGCCCGACCAGUCAGCAGCUCCCCCCCCCGUGCCGUUCAUCCCUCAAAAUGUCAUUUUUAAUUUUGAUAAAUGAGGCCCCCCAGAUCUUUGAGUGCCUCUGUUGUAUAAAUCCAGGGAGGCAACGGUGCAAUAUAGGGGAGAAAAAAACAAACAGCUGGGGUUAGUGUCCUACUUUGUGACAUCUUCACUACUGAUGGCUCAGAGUUGGUGCAUGCGACUAUCCAGCCACCCGAUCUAUCAAACCGUUGACUCUUACAUCACCCUUAGACAAGCUGAUCAACUGCUAUCUUUCACAGACUAGCAAAGGGCUGUGUUACUGUCAGCGUGUGAGGAGUGUGAGGAGUUUCCAAGGGCUGAUCCACGUGAUUUUUUUUUUUUCCUGUGUUCUUUUUUCUUUCUUUUUGUUUUUUUUUUUUUGCAUGGCUGCUGCUAAUGAAGUGCACAUUUACACGAGGACGGAUCGCGCAGGGAUUAGGAAGAGUUUGAAGUCCCCUAUUAGCCAGCAGAAAUAGAGAGUUUAACCGACCAUGACAAAAACUUACACGUUAAGGACACAGAAUCUAAAUGAAGACAUUUUUUUUUGUCCUGCUGGGGGUUAAAUUUUGUUUCCAAAUUGGCUUUGCUGUGAAAAUGUGUUACCCACUCCGGCCCCUUCCUUAUUAACAGAUCACACUUUGCCUCACAUCAUUUAACACCCAUCGAUUUCCUCUUCGCUCACACGUCCGCCGCACAACCACAACCACGUUGGCUCUUUUUCUUUUCUUUCUUUUUUUUUUUUUUGCUUGGUUCAUUUUUAUUUCCUUGACAAACUCGAGACGAGAACUUACAUUCCCUUCAAGACAGCAGUGGAUGUAAUAGGCCCACACUUUGUGCUCCCUCCCUCCUUCAAUCUCUAGCUGUUCAUGAUCUGAGUCCUGUGGAUCUAUGCAGAUGAACCCCACCCCAAACCAACACACCACUUUCCAACACCACCAACAUGAACCCCCCCCCCCCCCCCCCCC
Messenger RNA from Archocentrus centrarchus (flier cichlid), 4829 nucleotides. RefSeq names its product transmembrane protein FAM155A-like. The record is from RefSeq and is a predicted model, not a curated record. Gene Ontology annotation, cellular component: plasma membrane. Gene Ontology annotation, biological process: calcium ion import across plasma membrane. NCBI's taxonomy places the organism in Eukaryota, Metazoa, Chordata, Actinopteri, Cichliformes, Cichlidae. The coding region runs from base 491 to 1648 and encodes 385 amino acids. The transcript has 3 exons. Gene Ontology annotation, molecular function: stretch-activated, monoatomic cation-selective, calcium channel activity.